Molecule: messenger RNA, 490 nt
Organism: Guyanagaster necrorhizus
Lineage: Eukaryota; Fungi; Basidiomycota; Agaricomycetes; Agaricales; Physalacriaceae
Exons: 1
Source: RefSeq, a predicted model, not a curated record
CUUGACCCCGACACUGACCUAUUAUUCCCUAUCCUCAUCGUCUCAGAAACAGCACGAAGAGCGGUCGAAUCUUUGCCAUCAGCAGUACCUCGGAGGGAGGUGGUCGAAAAGACCAGGAUAAAAGGAGGUAGACCUACCACCCGGGCCCCCAGCACCUAUCAAUUCCUGAGAAUGUGCUGCCUACCACCAUUGCACAUAACGCCAGCCGCUAUGAUCACUUGCCUCACCCUCCUUCCAGCAUCCCCCAGAACAUCGCGCCGCACUGAAGUAGGCCAAUAAUGGGAGAAACUCCCCUUCUAUCGUCAUGACCAUCGUUUUCUUUUUGCAAUCGUCUAUCUAUCCUGCUCUUGUCGUGAUACCCUUGUCGUCAUUGUCGUUGCCUUUCUUGGCUUGCUAUCAUGCUAGGCGUAUGCACAUAUGAAUCCCUUCCUUUACCCGGUUGCUCGAGUGUAUUUAGAACAUAGAUAAAGACUUUGUCUCUCAUCAUAGG